Molecule: messenger RNA, 2479 nt
Organism: Cynoglossus semilaevis (tongue sole)
Lineage: Eukaryota; Metazoa; Chordata; Actinopteri; Pleuronectiformes; Cynoglossidae
Gene: cep76
Product: centrosomal protein 76
Exons: 13
Coding region: 272-2260 (662 amino acids)
Biological process (GO): regulation of centriole replication
Cellular component (GO): centriole
Source: RefSeq, a predicted model, not a curated record
CUUCAAAAAUGUAGAGAAGAAAACAGAACGCUCUCUAGAAUUUCCGCCACAUUUGAAACUGUCAGGCGGUUGUUGUUGUUGUUGUUGUCAUGGGUGGUUGUUAUCAUAGGUUUUAGCAUCAAGACGGUAUGGUUGACUUUUCCACAGACGACACAUUUGUGUACAAUUGGCUGUUUUCUCCUUCAGACUGCAGAGUUUUAUUCUGGAAAGCACACAGCUACUAAAGCGCGUAGCUCCCUAGCGUUAAAGCUAACAAUAAGAUAAUUUCAUCAUGUCUCUGCCUCCAGAAAAAGCUUCAGAGCUAAAGAAGCUAAUUCACAACCACCUGCUCAGGAUGGACAUCCAUGGGAAGAUCAGAGAGGUGCUGGCAGAUACUGUGCGGGAUGGUCAACGAUCAGCAAGUCAGUCUGUGUCUGAGGCUGAUUUCCUUCGUGCUCUACAGAGCAGGGGCAUUAUAGACGAUGUAAUGAAGGACCUUUCCUUUCCCCAGGAACCACAGACAAAUGGGAAACUUGAGCCUGCUGCAAAGCCUGACACUCACUUUGCUGAAAAGGAAAUCACUCAUCUGAAAAAAUCCAAUAUUAACCCUUCAAGGCGUUACCUGUGUCUGAAAGUACUUGGAGGCAAAGCUUUCCUGGAGCAUCUUCAAGAACCAGAGCACUUACCUGGUCAGGUUUGCUCCACAUUCACUCUCUACUUGCACUUUCGUAACCAGAGGUUUCGUUCUAAGCCUGUGCCUUGUGCCUGUGAACCCAGCCUGGAAGAGGGCUUCCUGUUGGAGCUCCACAGAGAUGGUGUAGGAGAGGGCAAUAAAAUGGCAGAUGCAACCACAUUGCUGUCAAUGUGUGACACAGUUCAUUUGGUGCUAAUCAAGACAGACAGGUCCAGUGAGACAACGCUGGUUUCUUCUUAUUUCUUGGACUGGAGGACAGUCCUCAGCUCGCCGAGUGGGAAGACCUGCUUUGCCAUAGAACUAAUGGGAGUUGGAAGUGAAUGCAAAGUACCAGCUGGUGUCCUGACGGUCAGUCUGGAGCUGUGUCCGCCUCUCACUGAGACUCUGAGCCCUGACGUUGUCAGCACACAGCAAUCACUCGAGAGGAACAGGACUGCAGAGAAGGAGAGACUAUUCUUAGUUUAUGCCAAACAGUGGUGGAGAGAGUUUCUGGAGAUCCGACCGUCACACCAGUCAAAAAUGGUCAAGAUAUUUGCACAGGAUGAGAAUGGCGUCAACAGACCCGUGUGUUCUUAUGUCCGUGUCCUCCGUGCGGGCCGCCUGCUAGAGAGCCCUAGGCAGGCGGCACGUUUCGUCAGCUUGAUGGCCCAGGAGAAGGCUCCGGUGGUGGGAGGAGGAGGCAAGCAGGAGCAGUGGUGCACAUUACUGGCCUUCCUGUGCAGAGGGAAGGGGGACUGUGAAGACCACGCCACCCUGCUGUGCAGCCUCCUGCUGGGCUUUGGUCUGGACGCAUACGUGUGUGUCGGCACCAAAGCUAAGGCAGUGCCACACACCUGGGUUCUGACCCGCGGUUAUGAUGGAAUCAUCACGUUUUGGGAGAGCAUGACUGCACACAGAUACCUUCAUCAGACCAUAGAUCCAGAUGCGCCGCCUUUGUCCCCCCAACCUAAUCCAUCGUCCCCUUACAGGACUGUGGGCUGCGUUUUUAACCACCAGACCUUCUUGGCCAACUGUCAGCCGUCUGAUGCUGUGGAACGUUGUGUCUUUGACUUUCAGAAUCCAUCUCGAUGGAAAGCGAUGAGUGAAGAGGCUCUGAAGUCCGUCUGUGCCCCAGGCUCCACCACCUCUUUGCCCCCUGUGCCUCCUCUCUGUGCCCCAUCUCUGGAUGCUGCUGCUGCCAGCAACCACCUGGAGUUGGAGAUGCGUUUCCUGAUUUCUGAGCACAGAAAGGACCAUGAACUGGCCACAGUGUGGGACGACCAUCUGUCCUACCUGCUGUCCUCAGCGUUGUCAACCUAUGAGCUGGAGAGAUGCACUGGUGUCUCCUGUGGUAGUGAGGAGUUUCAGGACGCUCUGAGGAGGGCGAUGGCAGACGGCCACACUUUCAAAGGUUUCCCCAUACUUUUCCUUCACCGCAACGCCCGCAGAGCGUUUGCCACCUGCCUCAGGUCUUCAUUUUGUCAGGAAAUUGUCGGCUGCCGCGGUGACAGUGUGAGGCUGGCCGUCCGUGUCCGUGUGUUUGUGUAUCCAGAAAACGCCUGUGCAGUUUGGCUGAUGUUGGCCUGUAAAUAUCGCUCCGUGCUCUGAGCUAAAAGACUGUUUCCACUAUGAACGGACGUCGGGUCAAUGAUCUGUUAUAACACAGUUCAAUCUUUGAUGAAACUUAUUUUAACUUUGGUGCGCAGACUAUUUUUUACAAAAUGAAUGUAUUAUUUUUGUAGACUUUUAAACACAGAUUUGUAUUUAUGUAUGUAGUUUUGGAAAAUAAAUGUUUUAUAUUUUUAUGUCACUGUGUGUUGCUGAGUA